CGUCGCCUGGCCCCGGCCGGCUGCCUGGCCGACCACUGUGCCCUUCCGUGACGCGCCGUGACGACUCGCGGCCGCGCGCCGCCGCAACACCUUCUGGCAUGACUAGUCGCGCACGCCCGCUGUCGCUGUCCCUGUCGCUGCCGCCGCCGCCGUGCUGCUACUCGUCAGUGCGCCGGUGAUCGCCAUGGUGAAACCCGUGACGCCAUAUGCGACGUUCCUGUUGACGAUCGGCGCACUCACCAUGUUCGCCUCUGCCAAAGAUAUUCCGCUGAUUGACGUGACGGUGGUGGCCGGCGAGUCUGCACGCCUGCCGUGCAACAUAUCCACCAGCGACAUCGGCGACACGGUGCUGCUCGUGUUGUGGUACCGAGAGGACCUCGGCACACCAAUCUACAGCGUGGACGCCCGGGAGCGCGACUUCUCGCAGGCGGAGCUGUGGUCGGACGAGCGGGAGCUGGGCCGGCGCGCCUACUUUGUUCGCUCCGGGCAGACGGCGGCGCUGGCGCUGGACCAGACGCUGCCGCGAGACCAGGCCACCUACCGCUGCCGCGUCGACUUCCGCAUCGCGCAGACGCGCAACACGCGCGUCAACCUCACCGUCAUCGAACCGCCAACGCAUCUGGUGAUUCAGGAUGAGGCGGGAAACAAUCGAACAUCGGUAGUCGGACCAUACACCGAGGGAGACAGCCCUUUUCUCUAUUGUGACGUCUAUGGCGGAAGGCCCCGCCCGACGGUGGAGUGGUACCGGGACGACCGGCUGGUGACGAACAAGUCGGUGCAGGUGCCGGGCGGGCAGCUGCGCGCCGAGAUGGCCCUGCGGGCGCUGGGGCGGCAGGACCUGCGCUCCAGCCUGCGCUGUCGCGCCUACAACAACCACCGCCGACCGGCGCUCGAGAGCACCGUCGUCGUCGACAUGAACCUGCGGCCCCUGGAUGUGCGGCUGCUGGGGGUGGGGCAGCCGCUGUCUGCCGGCCGCCGCUACGACCUGCUGUGCCAGUCCUCUGGGUCGCGGCCGCCCGCCAAAAUCACCUGGUGGCUCGACGGUGCCAGACUCGACGGCUCAAAAGAGACGCUGUCCGCCGACGGCAACACGACGACCAGCACGCUGUCUUUCGCGGCGAGCGUCGACGACGCAGACAAGCGGCUGGCCUGCCGCGCGGAGAACAGCGCCGUCUCCAGCGAAGCCCUGGAGGACGGCGCGCGCCUGCAGAUACACUAUGUCCCCGUGACGACGCUGAAGCUGGGGACGUCGCUGCGGCCCGAGAGCAUCCGCGAAGGCUCCGACGUCUACUUCGACUGCCACGUGAAGGCGCAGCCGCCCGUGACCCGCGUCGAGUGGAGGCACAACGGCCGUCCGCUGGGACCGAGCGCUUCGCGCGGCGCCGGCGUCAUCCUCAGCAACCAGAGCCUGGUGCUGCAGUCGGUGGGCCGCGCCAGCGGCGGCAACUACUCCUGCGUCGGCGUCAACUCCGAGGGUGCCGGCGAGAGCAAGCCCUUCCACCUGGACGUGCUCUACGCGCCCACGUGCAAGCCGAACCAGAGCCGCGUGAUCGGAGUGGCCAAGAACGAGCGCGCCAACAUCUCGUGCGAGGUGGAGGCGAACCCGGCGGACGUGUCCUUCCAGUGGGCCUUCAACAACUCUGCGGACAGCCAGGACGUGGCGCCGUCGCGCAUCUCGCUGGCCGGCUCGGUCAGCUACGUCACGUACACGCCCGUCACGGAGCUCGACUACGGGACGCUGCUCUGCUGGGCGCGCAACCGCGUGGGCCGCCAGCGCUCGCCCUGCGUCUUCCACAUCGUCGCCGCCGGUCGCCCUGACCCCGUGCACAACUGCUCGGUGGUGAACGCGUCCACGGACUCUCUGUCGGUGCGCUGCUCCGAGGGCUUCAACGGCGGCCUGCCGCAGUCCUUCCAGAUCGAGGUGCGAGAGGCUCAGUCGCAGCACCUGCGGGCCAACGUGUCUUCAGCGACGCCCGCCUUCAACGUGGGCGGCCUGCGACCCGGCGAGCGCUACCAGGCAUCCGUUUACGCGCACAACCCCAAGGGUCGCAGCGACCCCUUCGUCAUCACCGCGGCCACCGUGCCCGCGCCUGAAAGGCAGCUCACUGCUAGCCACCAAGAGCGGCCGCGCGGCUCGCUGCUGACUCCGGCGCUGAGCGUGGUGGCGGGCGUGGCGGCGGCCCUGCUGGUGGUGUCGCUGGUGACGGCGACGCUGGUGCGCAUGCUGUGCCGGCGGCGCGCCCGCAGGCAGCGCCAGCGCCGCAAGCGCAACGACGCCGCCGACGCGCAGGCGGCGCCCAGCCCCGACAAGAGCGCCGCGCUGCCCGCCGCCGCCGCCAUCGCCGCCAAGGGCGACCCCGCCGCCGCCGUCGUGGCCGCCGCACUGGGCGGCCCGGGCUACGACGGCGACGACAAGAACCCCGACGUCAUCCCUCAGCCUGCCGCAGUGGAACACGACGAGCACGCUGACUUCUUAGCAUCCUGUCACCAAAACAUAUCAACGAUUGAAGGCUCCUCGACGGGGGUGAUGUCGCCGAGCCGCGGUCGGCUACAGAAGCAGCCGCAGAGGGCCGUCACGGGGCCGGGACCAGGAGGGGGCGGGCCCUACGGUAGCUACUGUACCCUGCGCAACGGCCUGCCGCUCCGGGAGCUGGCCCCGGUCAGCCCGCCGAUGAUGCACUCUGGAGUCGAGCAAGACCUGCACACGUCAGCACAGACGACGGGCGCAUCGCUAGAGCACGUGGGCACGCCGGUCGGCGUGAUCGCGCACAUGUCUUCUGCGACGCUGCCUCGCCACUGGCAGUCGCCGGGGGCGGUGCCGGCGCCGGCGUCGUCGGUGGUAGCGACGCCUGCCGGCUACCCCGUGCCUCCGCGGCGCCACCUCUACUCCAGCCCCGUCCACCUGCUGACGUCAGAGCAGCUCACUGCGGCAGGGCCGGUGGCCAACAAGCGCGAGAGCACCGUCUGACCGGAGGCCGAGCUCUGAGGCCCGGGCCCGGGGGACCCGGGGGCGGACCGGGGGCGGCGUCGCUCCCGCGCCGGCGCCACCUCCAGCAGGAGGCUGCGACCCGCCAACCCGCGCUCGCCACGCCAGCUCCCCGCCGACCUGGACCCCGACAUCGCCGACGUUGCUCUCUGAUUUCGCUGUGCCGCAAGUGUAUCCUCAGGGACGAUGUAGCUCUGCAGUGAAUACAUAGCUCUGCAAUACCUGAAACAGUGGACUAAAUAGUUAUACCGUUCCGCUAAGUCUGAACUGAGAACCAGCAGGUAUCGUAAAUUCGAAUUACGGACUACAGCCGACGCGUCCCAGGAUAACAGUGAAGCGACGUCUAUAGCACUGGACAUAAAACUUCAGGAAAAGACAUCGCCAAUUUGGGUAAAAGAAUCUAUGUUAAUAUGAGAACAGAAAUUCGUAAAUACAAUGAUACCGUGUAUAUAACAGCAGGUACAGUGAGGUUUGCAACACUCAGAAAUCGUGUCUAUAAAGUGUCCCAUUUUUCAUGAAUACAUACAUGUGACCAUGCUGCAGUUCCCAAACAUGUCUUCGUUACUGCGAAGACCCGCCGUUCAUGACCGAACAUGAGUAAGGCCCUACCACCGGCAAAGAAAAAACGGCGAGUAGCUACGGCAGGAGGAGAUGCGAGCUCUAGUGGUGAGUAAGUUAAUCACGUGGCGCCUGAGACAUCUGCGAAGUCGCAAGUGGGCAGAGCCGAUUAAAGGCGGCCCCAGCACUUGCGUCGUCUCCAGUAACAACUGCCAACUCGACGCAGUUAUUCACCUUCCCUUUCUCGCACUACAGCCGAGUGAGAACCACGCGGACCAACCACAGGGAUUGCUGUCAUCGACAUUCCACACUCCAUAAAUAAUACUUGCUUCCGAGCUUGCCGGCCGACAGGGUCCAACAAUAUACACAUGGAAAGACAGCUCAUUACCUGAAGCAGUUGUCUGGAUACCUAGCUUUUCGAGUCUCACCGAACAGCUGAGUGCUGGUACCUUAAGUCAAGAGGACAUGCAGCCCACGGCAUUAACCUAAUUCUGCGUAACGUAUCUGGCGGGAUAUUCAGCAUCAUUGCGACAUGCACACCUGCACUCCUAUAGAACGCGAGCCGCACAGCUUGUGGAGUGUUGCUGCUGUCAGGUAUUUUACUGAUCUGUUUUAUUCCACACUGUAUGAUGAGGACAGUCUCGAAAUUUUAGAAGUGAAGUCUCGCAGUCAGUCGCCAUUCUGUCACAACGUGGACGGAAGGAUCCUUUAGCUUGUGCUCAGACUGACCUCAUGUUUGCAGGAAUUUAUGAUUUUUGAGGCUACAAAUAUGCAAAAACCUAUUUUCCAUCUUUAUUUUCUUGUAACGUAACCAUUAAGAAAAUUCUUGCGAAUUUAAAUUGAAACAAAAUGAAUUAUCAGGAACUUUUACCCCUAUUUUCUCGACAUUAGGGUCCAUAAUAUGAGUUCCACAACAUUUCAUUGCAGUUCUGCAGCACUGAAUAGACGCACGUCGAUGGUAUGAAGCGCGGUAUCAUUUACUUGUGAUGGUAUCGCACUGAUCCUAGGAAUCUGCAGAUUUUGUUGAGAUGCAUUAAACUCUAUCGUUAUCAGCGUAGUCAAAUCAUACGCUAGAAUUGUCCGGAAUGUUCUUCAAACCAAACGCUUAACUUUUUGAUAAAUUCAUGAGAUAUUUACGAUGAACUAUAUCGACGCGAUGCUGUUAUAUUCUGAAUGGUGUUAUGUGCCCUCACUUUGACGAUUUGUUAGUUACGAGUCAUCAAGAGUAAAAAUAUCGAAUUUUCACUCACGGGCUUUGUUGCAGCUAGCUCUCAGAUUUUGCAUAUUUGUAAUCCUUACAGCAAUAUCCUGUGCAGGAACAAGAGCUUUCUUGGAAUGGCGAUUGCAACUUGUGUAAAAUUCUUUAAUCGGAGGAAAACGCGCUACCUACAGUAAAGGAAACCAAUACAAUAUUACCAUAGCCCUUUUGUAUAUUAGUUGUUUUCUGCAGUUUUAUCUGAAGAAACUUCGUAGAAAAUGAACACAGAAAUUCAAUCAGUUUCACUAUGUUAAUUGAACAUGCAGUUUUUCAGUAAUUAUCCAAACAAAAUUUUGCAGUAACAAGACAGAUCCAUACAGUUUUUCUGUAUCCCUGCAAAACUCUAAAUUCUUGUCUGAACUACACAACCCAGUUGUCUUACACUGUGAUCCUUUUGGCUAUUCAUGAAACAGCUUGCCUUUUUCCGCUGUCAGUACACGACAAGGUACUACAUAUGUUGCUCAUUAAAGUCAAAAUAAGUGUAUGAUUUACACGAACAUUUAAAAUUUUGAGCAACAUACAUCUGCAACGAAGGCACUGCUUUUAUAAUAUUCUGACAAGAUAAAAUAAAAAUGGCUACUGUGUAAGUCCUCAGAAACUUUGUAUAUAGCUUCUGGUUUUUGAAUCCCACAAUAACGAGCACAUUUGCUCGUAAGAAAUUGUGAAACAAGUCUUGAACUGAAACAUGUCAAAUCUUGGUAGAAACAGGGUAAUUUCAGCUACUGAAAAUGGAUAUAAAAUGAUAAUAAACGUUUGUGCUCACGAAUUUCUUUGCUGUAAGUAUCUACGUGGGACUGCCCUUGAUUUUCCUGUAAAUGUAUGGACAUUUGAAGUUUGGCGCGUUAGUAUUUUCAUUGUCGUGGAGAAUGGAUGAUACAUCACAAAUCUAAGCAAACAACUCAUUUUUAAAUGUGAAAACAGGUUGUGUGUAACUACCCUUCGUACAGUGUGUGCAACAAUGAUAUCUCAGACAUUAUCAGUGACAGACAAUGAAUGAACUGAAAUAACUUUUUGAGAAACAGUCAAGUGCCCUUUUGUAAAUUACUCAUGUUUGUGAAUGAACUGUUUUUGUAUCCUGUUCUUUGUGGUAUAACAAUACAUUUUCGGUGUUUGUAUAUAUGGCAAAUCAAAUUGUUCAAAACUCAAGGAAGAGGAUACGAACUCGUUACUGAACAUACUAAUAAAUGUUUAAAAUAUCUUUAAAGAACAUGACAUGUAAGAAAAACACUUUGUGUAUUUUUGUUACUCCUUACAAUUAAACAACUGUUUCUUUGCACAUUUCCCUCAAUGGA
This is a messenger RNA of Schistocerca serialis cubense, 6094 nucleotides long. RefSeq names its product nephrin-like. The transcript is spliced from 14 exons. Gene Ontology annotation, molecular function: protein binding. The record is from RefSeq and is a predicted model, not a curated record. NCBI's taxonomy places the organism in Eukaryota, Metazoa, Arthropoda, Insecta, Orthoptera, Acrididae. Bases 185 to 2968 code for a protein of 927 amino acids.